Gekko japonicus is the source of this 2220-nucleotide messenger RNA. RefSeq names its product aspartate beta-hydroxylase domain containing 2 (gene ASPHD2). NCBI's taxonomy places the organism in Eukaryota, Metazoa, Chordata, Lepidosauria, Squamata, Gekkonidae. The record is from RefSeq and is a predicted model, not a curated record. The coding region runs from base 207 to 1238 and encodes 343 amino acids. The transcript has 3 exons.
ACCUCUGCAGGACUGCCCCUGAGGUUGGCGGCAGCAGAUGUGUGCUGACCACGGAGUGGGGGCAGGCUGGUCUGACGGGCUCGGAGGGCCUGUGCGUACGUACGCCCGCCCGCCCAUGGUGCCGACUCACGUUGGGUGAGCGCCCCGGGGGAACUCGAGGACUGAACCGGCAGCUUGACUCUCCUCCGGCGCAUCCCUCCCCCAAAAUGCCUCUGGAGUGGCUGAUGGGGUGGAGCGGGUCCCUCGACAGGCUGAGGGACGUCAUCGGCACGGGGAUCCAGGGUGUCCGGGACUGCAACACCACCGCACUGGGCACCGUGGCCUUCCUCCUCGCCAUGUUUGUGUGGUACUGCUACCACGUUGGGCGUGAGCAGCCCCGGGCGUACGUCACGGUGAACUCUCUCAUGCAGGGCGUCGACGUCGGCAGCCUGCAGAACGGCUACGCCCACUGCCACUCGCCAGAGUGCGUGCGCUGCGCCCACAGCGACGGCCUGAACCAGAAACUGUACCACAACCUGCAGGAGUACGCCAAGCGCUACUCCUGGUCGGGCAUGGGCCGGAUCCACAAGGGCAUCCGCGAACAGGGCCGCUACCUGACCAGCCGGCCCUCCAUCCAGAAGCCGGAAGUCUUUUUCUUGCCCGACCUGCCCAGCUCCCCCUACUUCUCCCGGGAGGCUCAGAAGCACGACGUGGAGCUGCUGGAGAGGAACUUCCCGACCAUCCUGUGCGAGUUUGAGGCCCUCUACAAGGCCUUCUCCAACUGCAGCUUGCCCCAGGGCUGGAAGGUCAACAGCACGCCCAGCGGGGAGUGGCUGACCUUCUUCCUGGUCAACCAGGGCACCUGCGUGCCCCGGAACUGUCGGAAGUGCCCCCGGACGUACCGCUUGCUGGGCAGCCUCCGCACCUGCGUGGGCAACAACGUCUUUGGGAACGCCUGCAUCUCUGUGCUGACCCCCGGCACGGUCAUCGCCGAACACUACGGCCCCACCAACAUCCGCAUCCGCUGCCACUUGGGUCUGAAGACCCCCAGCAACUGUGAACUGGUGGUGGGAGGGGAGCCGCAGUGCUGGGCCGAAGGGCGCUGCCUGCUCUUUGACGACUCCUUCCUGCACACGGCGUUCCACGGAGGUUCCCCCGAAGAAGGCCCCCGCGUUGUCUUCAUGGUGGACCUCUGGCAUCCAAACGUCGCCGCGGCCGAGCGCCAGGCCCUCGAUUUUAUUUUUGCUCCAGGACGAUGAUCCAGCUGCCCUGGCAGAGCGGGGUGGAGGGUAGGCCAGGGGCCCAGAGGGGGGUUGCCAGCCCACUACGGCCUCUCCACAGCUCUUCGUCUGUCCUGGUGCGCAUGUGCACCCGUGCGCGCACACACACAUGCACCCCUGGGGUGGGGUUUGCUCCUUGCACCGUUUUUUGUACAUGGAACUUUCCACCGCCGUUGGUCCCCCCAACUCUUUCUUCCCAUCCUGGGAGGGUGGCCUUCCCCCACCCCCGUCGCUCUGGGGUUAGACACAGUGCCGCUGUCGUGUGUGUUAUGUUGCUAGCUGUGUUUUGCCGUGUCCAGAACUUAGCGCCCCCACCACCACCACCACUCAGUGUUGCUGUGUGAACUCCCCUUUGUGGUCAUCUUUCUAGACAAAGCAACGCCUUGGCCCGCUCCAAGGGAACUUGGCCCCUCUCCCCUGGGGGAAGAGGGUGUGGCAGCCAGGUGGGUGGGUGGGGGGGGCCCUCUUGCUGGCUGCCCCAUUCUGCCAGAGGCUGCCGCACACGUUGGGGGGGGGGCUGCUGCCCCAACCCCUUUUUCUCCAGCUUUGCCUCCACCACUCACACCUUGUUUGCUCCAUUGCCUGCCCUUGGAGGGUGGCAAGCCUCUGCUGCUGGGCUGGGGGCAGGAGGCGAAAGCCAGCCGGCCUGCCCACUGGGUGGCUGGCAAGCAGGAAGGGAGAGGAGCAGGCUGGGCUCCAGGAAGCCACGGGGCAGAGCGCCUCUCAGCCCCAGAGGAGGGUUCAGGGCCAGGACGGAAGCUGCCAGACCUCGUUUCCCCACGUCAUGGUCCUGUGGUGAAGAGACCCCUCCCCCCCCCAGCAAAGCCAUGCAUGAUUUGGGACGCCUCCGACUGACCAAGCAGCUGGAGGGAGUCUUCUGGGGCAGGCCGCGGGGCUCCGUAAAGCCUGCUACGGCUUGGGAACCAUUUUGUGCCCGUGACAACCAAGGCAAGCAAAUAAA